AUGCUGCCAGCACUCCAUGUGAUUAGGACAGUGCUGAUCAUUGUAACAUGGCCAUGUGGGACCAUCCUGAACUUAUCCAUUAUAGCUGUCUAUCUCAGCGACUGGAAGAAGGGAAUUCAGCUUGGAGAGUGCAAUCAGCUCAGCCUCAUUAUGGGAUGCACCAACCUGUUCUUGCAGUGCUUCAUAACAUCAGGAGUGACAUUUAUUACCUAUGGACUGCACCUACCAUUUGCCUUAAAAGUCUCUAUUGCUGUUGGAACUGUGCUUUGGUUUUCUGUUUAUCUCUCAUUUUGGCUCACAGCCAUUCUUUGCAUCUGCUACUGCCUGAGACUGGUCAAUUUCUCCCCUAAAUUCUUUAUUCCGUUAAAAAGGAGACUGUCUCACACUGUUACCCCACUCCUUCUGUGGUCAGUAGCAAUUUCAUUCAUUAUUACUGUUCCAACGAACUGGACAUCAGACACAUCAACUGACCAGAAUACAACAAUGUAUUAUCAUUUUAUUUCCAAUGCUAAAGUUAUUUAUUUGGUCCUUAAUGCUGUAUUUGGUAUCUGCCUGCCCUCCAUUAUUACUUCUAUUUGUAUUUUACUUACUCUGAUAUCGCUCUUGAGGCACAUCCAGAGAAUGAAGCAGAAUACUCAGUUUGGGAGUCCUCAGCUUAAGAACCUUACAAGAGCUUGUAGGACAAUGAUACUACUCAUGGCUCAGAAUUCGAUUUUCUCCCUGAUAAUUUUGAUUUCAGUGCUACCCCCAUGUAGUGUGGAAACUAUAUGGCAAACUGUGAUUUAUGCAUGUGUUAUAUUAAACCCCUCAGGUCAAACCAUUGUUUUGAUCUUUGGAAAUUUCAAAUUGCUCAGAGCCUGGUCAAAAUUCUUACUUCCUCACGGAUAG
This is a messenger RNA of Xenopus laevis (African clawed frog), 888 nucleotides long. Its product is annotated as taste receptor type 2 member 40. The record is from RefSeq and is a predicted model, not a curated record. The transcript has 2 exons. The coding region runs from base 1 to 888 and encodes 295 amino acids. Lineage: Eukaryota; Metazoa; Chordata; Amphibia; Anura; Pipidae.